GACGCAUGCGCCUUGAGCGGGAAAGGGGCUCCUUCUAUCUCUUUGGGCGGUGAGAAAGCCGAAUCGCUCUUUUCAUCCCUUCGGCUCUGAUUUGUUUCCGGCAUGGCGGCUGCAUACAGGCUUGUUCUCAUUCGACACGGCGAGAGCACCUGGAACCUCGAGAACCGGUUCAGCGGCUGGUACGACGCGGACUUAAGUCCGGCGGGCCAAGAAGAGGCGCAGCGCGGCGGAGAAGCGCUAAGAGAUGCUGGCUAUGAGUUUGACAUCUGCUUCACAUCUGUGCAGAAGAGGGCAAUCCGUACCCUCUGGACUGCACUGGAUGCUAUUGAUCAAAUGUGGCUUCCUGUCAUAAGGACCUGGCGUCUCAAUGAGAGGCACUAUGGUGGCCUAACGGGCCUUAACAAAGCUGAGACUGCUGCUAAACAUGGAGAAGCCCAGGUGAAGAUCUGGAGGCGUUCCUUUGAUGUUCCACCACCUCCAAUGGAGCCCGACCAUCCUUUCUACAGCGCUAUCAGCAAGGAUCGUCGCUAUGCUGACCUCACUGAAGAUCAGCUGCCUACAUGUGAGAGCCUGAAAGACACCAUUGCUCGUGCCCUUCCCUUCUGGAAUGAGGAAAUUGUUCCGCAGAUCAAGGAGGGCAAGCGUGUGCUCAUUGCUGCCCAUGGCAACAGCCUCCGUGGCAUUGUCAAACAUCUAGAAGGGAUGUCAGAGGCAGCGAUCAUGGAACUCAAUCUGCCCACCGGAAUCCCCAUAGUCUACGAGCUGGACAAAAACCUGAAGCCCAUCAAGCCCAUGCAGUUCCUGGGGGAUGAGGAGACUGUCCGCAAGGCCAUGGAAGCAGUGGCAGCCCAGGGCAAGGCCAAGAAGUGAAGGGUGGAGCAGGCAGUUAGUAGAUCUCCCCCCCUUAAUCCCUCCCCAGCACACAUUUGCCACAGCUUGAGGAACAGGAUUGAAGAGCCAAAGGAGGUGAAGUUUCUUGAGACCAUAUCCUUUCCUUCAAGACCAAUAUCCUUCCACAUUCAUUCCUCUCAAGUAGGUUCUGGUGAGAACCAUAGGGAUGUGGUCCAGCAGGGGCUCUGGAAUUGCAUCUAGUCAAUUUACAAGGCUGCUAAAAUAAAAAAGGUAUGGGGGGGGGGGUCCUCAGGUAUUUCCAAGAGAGCUUUCCUACCUUGUUCUGUUUCAUGUAGCAGCUGUCAUUUAAAAAUCGCUUGGUUUAAGUGUUGCUUGACUUGAUUUGGCCAUUCACAACUUGCUAGAGCAGCAAUACAUCAGAGCACAGUGGGGAUGCAAGGACCCCACUUGUUUUAGGGCUUUGUCUUUUUAAAGAAAGUGUUACUGAAGGGCCAUCCCAAAUUUUUGAAUUGUCCCUGGAACUGUAUUUGGUUCGGUGUUAAGUAGCAAUGGCCACCUCUUAUUCCAUUGCCAUCACACAGUCAAGAAGGGAUGAGGCUAGGGAAGGGAAGUGCACCCACCCUGGAAUCUCCAGAUCUAGUCCCUUAAUCUUGCUAUGUAGUGCCAGUAAACCCAGAUACUGUGUAUCAUUCUGUAUUUCUCACCCCCACAAUCUCUGUGAUAUCUCAACAUGUCUUACUGGAGCUCAGUGUACACUGGCUGAACGUGCCCUAGUCUCAGUAAAAUAAAGGAAUUAUGUGCAAUA
Messenger RNA from Eublepharis macularius, 1657 nucleotides. It is a transcript of the gene PGAM1, whose product is annotated as phosphoglycerate mutase 1. Gene Ontology annotation, biological process: glycolytic process. The transcript is spliced from 4 exons. Gene Ontology annotation, molecular function: intramolecular phosphotransferase activity. The record is from RefSeq and is a predicted model, not a curated record. The coding region runs from base 103 to 870 and encodes 255 amino acids. NCBI's taxonomy places the organism in Eukaryota, Metazoa, Chordata, Lepidosauria, Squamata, Eublepharidae.